Molecule: messenger RNA, 741 nt
Organism: Arctia plantaginis
Lineage: Eukaryota; Metazoa; Arthropoda; Insecta; Lepidoptera; Erebidae
Source: the annotation of a GenBank genome assembly
AUGACAGAAUUACUAUUAGACCCAAAUAUUAGAUUAUGGGUUUUCUUGCCAAUCGUUAUCAUCACUUUCUUGGUUGGUAUUGUAAGGCACUAUGUAUCAAUUAUAUUGUCUUCCCAGAAGAAGAUUGAACUCCUGCAAGUUCAGGACAGUCAAGUGAUGAUACGCGCUCGCCUGUUGCGUGAAAACGGCAAGUAUCUGCCGAAACAGUCAUUUGCUAUGCGUCGUCACUGGUUCAAUAAUGAGGAAACUGGUUACUUUAAAGUACAGAAACGAGCUGCUACUUCACAGAACCCAAUGACUGACCCUGGCAUGAUGACAGACAUGCUGAAAGGCAAUGUUACUAAUGUGCUGCCUAUGAUUGUCAUUGGAGGCUGGAUCAAUUGGAUGUUCAGUGGUUUCCUUACCACCAAAGUGCCUUUCCCUUUGACACUUCGUUUCAAGCCAAUGCUGCAGAGAGGGGUUGAACUUGCAUACCUAGAUGCGUCAUGGGUGUCCUCCGCCUCGUGGUAUUUCCUGAACGUAUUCGGUCUUCGCACGAUAUACGCCCUCGUAUUGGGAGAGAAUAAUGCUGCUGACCAAUCUAAAAUAAUGCAAGAACAGAUGUCAGGUGCCGCGAUGGCGAUGCCCCCAGACCCGAAGGCUGCUUUCAAGGCCGAGUGGGAAGCCCUGGAGAUCACAGAGCACCGGUGGGCAGUCGCUACUGCGGAGUCGGACUUGCUCAAUAUUAAAGAUGAAUAUUAA